Messenger RNA from Synchiropus splendidus (mandarinfish), 1086 nucleotides. RefSeq names its product heme binding protein 2 (gene hebp2). The transcript is spliced from 5 exons. The coding region runs from base 66 to 683 and encodes 205 amino acids. The record is from RefSeq and is a predicted model, not a curated record. Lineage: Eukaryota; Metazoa; Chordata; Actinopteri; Syngnathiformes; Callionymidae. Gene Ontology annotation, cellular component: cytoplasm.
GACUCUCACCGACCACAACAACGUGCGGAGUUGCAGGUGAAACUUCGUCUUUCUCCUUCUUCACCAUGGUUUUCUGUAAACUAACAUUCGUCACAUGCAUCUUCUGCCUGGUCAUGUUCAAAGCGCUGGGUCAGGCGCUCCUCGGUGUCGGACUGCAGAACCCGAAGUUCGUCCCGGUGGAGACCUCGGCCACCGACUAUGAGAUCCGGAUCUACGUGGAGAGCAAGUGGGUCAGCACCAGCCUGCGCGGGAUGGCGAUGGACGAGGCCAUGAACACGGGGUUCCGCAGACUCUUCAACUACAUUCAGGGCAACAACCAGAACAAGACCAAAGUGGAGAUGACGGCGCCGGUGACCUGCCGGGUGGAGCCGGGUGCCGGACCAGCCUGUGAGUCCAACUUCACUGUGUCCUUCUACGUCCCGGAGCAGUUCCAGGCCGAGCCUCCUGCACCCACCGAGCCCAGCGUGUUCAUCGAGACCCGCAAGGAGUUCACCGCCUACGUCAGGACCUUCGGCGGCUUUGCCAACGAAGAGAUGAAGAAGAAGGAGCUUGUGAACCUGCUCGAGAGUCUGCGCAGAGACGCCGUGCCCUUCGUGGAGCAGCCCUACUACACCGCCGGCUACGACAGCCCCUUCAAACUGACCAACCGACGGAACGAGGUCUGGAUCCUCAAGCAGGAGUAGAGGUCAAAGGUCACGUCACUAGAAACGACGCCGCUGGCGCCUUAUUCAGUCUCACACUACGUUCAUGUCCGUUAACCAAAGCGCGACAGUCGUCGUGCGUGUUCCAAACAUGCAACUGUGUGACUAAUCCUUGUUUUUACUCAUUUUUGAGAGACACUUGAAGCCAAUGUUUUUAUUUGUGUCCCUCCUGCGAAUGAAGCAGAACAUCAAGGGUCAUUCAACAAGUGCUGAACGAAGGUCAGUCAGAGGUCACAGGUCAGAAAGGGAAUUUUAGAUUCCUGUCAACAAUUGACAAAGAAGAAUAAUGGAAAAGCUGUUUUUCACAAAGUGGUUUUACUUUGUCAAAUAAUAAAAUAUAGAACAUAAACUUCCUGUUGUCAUUUCUCCUCCGCCUGCCUGUAAA